GAGUCACGCUGGCCCCGCCUUCUCGCGGGCUGCUUGGCGACGAGAGGCUGAAGUGUGUGCACAGGCGAAGGCCAGCUGAUGGUGAGAGCGAAAUCAGUCGGAGAAAACUUCCGAGUUUCAACCUGAAUGAAGACUGAAGCUGCUCUGUGUGCUAUCAAUCACAAAUUCUGAGAAGAAUAAUAGUCUGGUGCUGCACAUGUUUAGAUGGAUCUGAAUCUCAAGGGAAGCUCAGAUUUAUUAUGUUAUUGACUUUGAGUGAGAUGUCCAAAUGAGAAGAACAUUUGAGACUUUAGUGUUCACUAACAAAGACAGCAAAAAAGCCUCAUACAUUUGGCUGAUCCAGAGUGCGGCACCUCUGUGAAUGGUGGAUUGUCAAUUGCUAUGUCUGCAGUGUUGCUGAUGGCCCAGCUCUGAAUUCAUGCUACUCAAGGAUUCUUACAUUUAUAGCUAAUAGAAUUGCACAGCUUUUGGUCCAAGAUUUGAAUAGAAAUAGCAAAGUGGCCAUGGCUGCUUUCAUUAAUAAAUUGCUGUUGGUAUUUCUAAUUCUCCAGAACAAUUGUAUGUGCCAUGAAAAUGCACUGUCUCUGUUAACAAGGUAUAAACAAAACCCAUGGACAUUGCCAUCCAGUUGUCCCCAAAACAGGCAGCCAGAGAAACCAAAUUCUCUGAACUUUAAACUUGAUGUUAGAAUGCCUGGAGUAACACCUUUGACGUCGGAUAGCUACUUUUGCACGUUUGUUCCAGUGCCAUCUGGUCAGAAGUCCUAUAUAGUUGAUUUUAAACCUCAUGCAAGCAUGGAAACUGUUCACCAUAUGUUACUGUUUGGAUGCAGCAAGCCAGCCACAAAUGAAGACUAUUGGGACUGUGGCAGCAGUUAUGCAACUUGUUUAUAUGAAGCCAAAGUUAUGUAUGCCUGGGCCAGAAAUGCUCCUCCCACGCAAUUACCUACUGAUGUUGGAUUCAGAGUUGGUGGAAGCACAGGUAUCAACUAUAUUGUUCUUCAAGUUCAUUAUGGAGACAUCACUGCAUUUAGAGAUAAUCACAAAGAUUGCUCUGGUGUGACAUUACAGAUGACAUUUCGUCAGCAGCCUUUGAUUGCUGGGAUUUAUCUCCUCAUGUCUCAUGAUGCUGUCAUACCACCAGGAGAAAAGGUUGUAAAUGCAGAUAUUGCUUGUUUGUAUAAACAAGCUACAAUACAUCCAUUUGCUUUCAGAACUCAUACUCAUCAAUUAGGUCAAGUGGUUAGUGGAUACAGAGUAAGGGAUGGAAAAUGGACAUUAAUAGGUCGACAGAGUCCACAAAUGCCCCAGGCUUUCUAUCAUGUGGAACACCCAAUAGACAUUAAAUAUGGCGACACCAUAACAGCUAGAUGUGUGUUCACAGGAAAAGGAAGAACAACUGUUACACUGAUAGGAGGAACAGCGAAAGAUGAAAUGUGCAACUUGUAUAUUAUGUAUUACAUGGAUGCUAAGCAUGCCAAGCCAUAUGCAUAUUGCAUGCAAACUGGUAGUCCUGAAUUGUUUAAGCAAAUUCCUCCAGAGGCAAAUAUUCCAAUUCCUGUCAGCCCAGAUAUGGCUAUACAUGGACAUCAUACAGUCAAAGACAGCCCAGAUGAAAAUGUCAUACUGCAGCAACCUAAAAGAGAGGAAGAGGUGGUUCUUGACCAGGGUAAUUUUUAUGCACUAAUUUCCAAGCUCCUGGGAGAACGAGAAGAUGUGGUUCACGUACAUAAGUACAAUCCUACACACAAGGCAGAAUCAGACCUUGUUGCUGCAAUUGCUAAUGUGGUGCAAAAAAAGGACCUGACUUCUGGUCCGAAGGAGUUUUUGAGUCUUGAUGAAAGAUCUGACCCCGUCCUAAUAAGAGACAGAGUUCAUAAAUUCCACAGGAUAGAAUCCACUUUAAGGCCUGCUGGCAAUAAAUUAUCAACUCUGCAGCCCAGAUCUGGGUUGAACAGCAGAGAGAUUGAAAACCGUAGAGUCUCUCACUUGGAAGAAGCAAUUGACUGGCCUGGAGAAAAACUAGAGCUGGGUCAAGUUUCUGGAGUUGCUCUGGAUUCCAAAACUAACCUAGUCAUUUUUCACAGAGGAAACCAUGUGUGGGAUGAGAAUUCAUUUGACCACAAGCAUAUCUAUCAGGCUCAAGGUAUUGGACCAAUUCAGUACAACACAAUUCUCACGUUGGAUCCAGUCACUGUGAAAGUGUUAAAUGCUGUAGGAGCAAAUGUAUUCUAUCUGCCCCAUGGUAUUAGCAUGGAUAAAGAUGAUAACUUCUGGGUAACUGAUGUGGCACUUCAUCAGGUUUUCAAACUAGGACCUAAAGGUGACUAUUUAUUGAUUCUUGGAGAAGCCUUUCAGCCAGGAAGCGACAGCAAUCAUUUCUGUCAGCCCACUGAUGUGGUAGUAGAUCCAAUUCGUGGUAAUUUUUAUGUGGCUGAUGGCUACUGCAACAGCAGGAUUAUUCAAUUUUCUCCAAACGGAAAGUUUAUCAUGCAGUGGGGAGAAGAGAGCUCACUUUCUGGGAUACCUAAACCAGGGCAAUUCUUCAUUCCACAUAGCUUGACAUUUGUGCCAAUAUUAGACCAACUCUGUGUGGCUGAUAGAGAGAAUGGAAGGAUUCAGUGUUUUAUCGCACAGUCCGGACAAUUCCUUCGGGAGAUUGAACAUCCUGAGUUUGGAGCGCGACUGUUUGCAGUGUCCUACACAGCUGACAAUGGUGGUCUGCUAUAUGCAGUAAAUGGAGAAGCUCUUGUUGGCAAAGGAGUACCAGUGCAAGGAUUUGUCCUGAAUUUUACAACUGGAGAAUUACUAGACAUCUUCAAACCAAGCCAAGAGGACUUCCUUAUGCCACACGACAUUGUUGCAGCAGAUGAUAAGACCGUGUAUGUUGGAGAUAUUCAAGCCAGAAGAGUGUGGAAAUUUGUGCCAGCAGAAAAAGCUGAGCACCGUUCAGUAAAGAAAGCAGGAACUGGCAUGGAGAUGCAUGAAAUAGAUGCAACUGAAACAUUCCUUGAAGCAGAAAUAGAAGGCAAGAUGAGAGCUCCUGAGAUGUUGAGGAAGCAUAAAACUAACAGUGUUCUCAAACAAUCAAGUACUGCAGUUUCUCCAGUCCUUAUUACAUUAUUGCUCAUCAUUCCUGUUGUGAUGUUAGUAGGAAUUGGAGUCUUCAUCCACUGGCGCAAAGGGAAGACUUAUGGAGAAGAUCCUGACAGUAAGUUGGAGUCAAUACAAUCAUCUGGAGGAAUUUUGGGGAGGCUUAGGGGGAAAAGCAGCCGAGGACUAAACUUGGGGAACUUCUUUGCAAGCCACAGAGGUUACAGUCGAAAAGGCUUUGACAGAUUAAGUACGGAAGGAAGUGAUCAAGAAAAAGAUGAUGAGGAAGGCACUGACUCAGAAACAGAAGAAUAUUCAGCACCACCAAUUGCAGCAACCACCUCAUCCUCCUGAAAUAUGCUAAUACCAAUUUGCUCUGAUAAUGAUGACAAUAUAUUGAGUUCCCAUUUUGUUUCCUUACAAGCAGAUGUAUUCAGGAUGUGUAUUUGAUAGUAACUGUACUCAUCUGUUUUGGUUAUAUGACAUGUACAUUUUAUUUAUUUGUGGAGUUUCAUAUCAUGCUUUUGCUACCAUAUCUAAACAAUCAUGUUGAUCUUAUUGUUGGGACCAAUUAUUAUCUGAAUGCUAAAGCAAAUUGUACUGCUUUGGGCCAUAAAGAAUAUUUUUAAUUGUUACUGCCUUACCUUGCUGGAACUAUAAACCUGUGUUGGUGAGUCAGUCACUUCUUUGCUUCAGCUGUAGCACUUGGCUACUGUCCUGUCUGGCACUUUAGUUUGAUAAUUCCAGUGUGUAAGUAACAUUGUGCCUUCUCUAUCAAGCAUCCUUCGUCUGCAGUCCAAUAAUGUUACAAAGCAAAGUAAGGCUGCUCCUUUUUGUCUUAGUUUCUCUCUAAAACACUCAAACCUGGUUAUUAAACAGCAAAUUGUACAUACAGAGAAAAGGAUUCUGUAUUUACAGUGAAAAUCAUUUUUGAUGUAUUCAAAGUAAAUGUUGAAGACUUAAAUUUUGGGGAUAUUGCAAAUUGUUAUAUGGUUAGAACAAUAUUUUCGGUCGCUGAAUGUAAUUUGUGUAAUAAAGUGUUCGCAAGCAUUA
Messenger RNA from Hemiscyllium ocellatum (epaulette shark), 4145 nucleotides. RefSeq names its product peptidylglycine alpha-amidating monooxygenase (gene pam). Gene Ontology annotation, cellular component: membrane; extracellular region. NCBI's taxonomy places the organism in Eukaryota, Metazoa, Chordata, Chondrichthyes, Orectolobiformes, Hemiscylliidae. Gene Ontology annotation, biological process: peptide metabolic process. Gene Ontology annotation, molecular function: peptidylglycine monooxygenase activity; copper ion binding; protein binding. The coding region runs from base 504 to 3446 and encodes 980 amino acids. The transcript has 26 exons. The record is from RefSeq and is a predicted model, not a curated record.